Messenger RNA from Hippoglossus stenolepis (Pacific halibut), 2284 nucleotides. Its product is annotated as properdin. The transcript is spliced from 12 exons. Lineage: Eukaryota; Metazoa; Chordata; Actinopteri; Pleuronectiformes; Pleuronectidae. The record is from RefSeq and is a predicted model, not a curated record. Bases 131 to 1870 code for a protein of 579 amino acids.
GUGGCAGGUGUCCGGUGGGCGGGGCUUGCCUCAGCUCAGGUCUCCUCCUGAGAUGUUUCAUUCAGAGGCGGACUGAGGCGGACCCCCCUGGAACCAGGACUGUAACAACUGGAUCCUGGUUUAACACUGGAUGUCAGUGCUGCUGACACACAGCAGGAUGAGGAUUCUCCAAUUUCUGGUUCUGCUACUGGGUUCUCUGCAGACCUCAGAGUGUGUGCGGUGUUUUGCACAUUUCUCUCUGACCUCAGGUCAGUGCGAUCAGGAGCUUGGUGAAAUGGACGAGGACGACUGCUGUCAGAACCCUCAGUACGGUUACCUGGCAACAGGUGGAUUGUGUCAGUCUUGUGGUCCUCCCGCGUGGUCUCCCUGGUCGCCAUGGUCACAGUGUACUGUUCUCUGUGGGGACGGAGUGAGGCAGAGAAGCAGGACAUGUUUUGGCGUCGGCGAGUGUAACAAUGCUGCAAACAAACUGCAGACGGAACCAUGCAGCGGCACCUGCUGCGACGCAAAGGGGUGGGGCUUGUGGGGCACAUGGUCACCCUGCUCGGUCACCUGUGGAGGGGGCGGAGUCAGGAAGAGGGCGAGACUCUGCUCCAGUUCUUCUGAGUGUCGCUCGGCCUGUAGCGGUUCUUCGGAGGAGACAGACAACUGUCCAACACACGAGACCUGUCCAGUCCACGGAGGUUGGUCAGACUGGUCCAGUUGGUCUGAAUGUUCUGGCUUGUGUAUCGAUGACCAGCGUGAUGAUGUCAUCGUCCCCUCCAAAGUACGAUAUCGAUCAUGCUCUAACCCCGCCCCCUCCAGUGACACGGCACCACCUGGCAAUGGUUGCCCUGGCAACAACUCGCAGAUUGAGUUCUGCAGCGAUCUACCAAACUGUCCAGUGAAUGGGAGCUGGGGGGCGUGGUCUCCGCCUGGUUCGUGUUCCAUCUCCUGUGGGGAGGGGCUUCAGCUGUCAACCAGGACCUGUGAUAGCCCCGCCCCAAAAUAUGGUGGUCGAUUUUGUGAUGGAACAAAUGUUCAGACACGGGUCUGUCAGAGUCCCUGUCCAGUCGACGGGUUCUGGUCUGGCUGGUCCAGCUGGGGUGAGUGCUCGUCUUCUUGUAUCCCACAAGGCCGAGCACCCGUCAGGACUCGCUACCGCUCCUGCUCUAACCCUCCCCCCUCAUCCAGGCCACCCGGCAAAGGUUGCCAAGGCGACAACCACCAGAUAGAGGACUGCAAUCACACACCUCACUGCCCAGUGGACGGGGGAUGGGGGUCUUGGUCUCCCUUCACUUCAUGUCCUGUCACAUGUGGGGUGGGGCUUCAGCUGUCAGACAGGAGAUGUGACAGCCCUGCUGCUCAACAUGGCGGCCUGCCAUGUCCUGGAGAGGGACGUCGAACCAGCAUCUGUACAACCAAUGUCCACUGUCCAGUGGACGGUGUGUGGUCAGAGUGGUCAGAGUGGUCCCAAUGUAAAUAUCCGUUUGGUGGGGGGCGGGACAUCCGCUGCCAGCAGCUGGGCGGGAGUCAAACUCGUGACCAUCAGUGCCGUCAUCAAGCUCAUAACGGAACCAUCUGCAGCGGAGACACUUUGACUGACAUGCGGGUCUGCUAUGAUGUCAGCAACUGUUACCUGAAGGGCAGCUGGGACGGUUGGGAGUCGUGGAGUCUGUGUACUCCUUCCUGUGGAGAGAGGUCCAAACGCAUCAGGAGGAGAAUUUGUAAACCUGAUUACAGCGGCUACAAUCCUACCAUCGGCCGUCAGAGGGAGAAGGCCACGUUCUUUGGGAAACCACGUGCCGACUGUGUUUUGGCGCCGGGUGACGGCGGAAAGAUCGAGUCCCAGCCCUGUGUCAACGUCCCCCCCUGCCCCCCCCAGGUUUGACAUCCUCGCCACCACAGACUGAAAACAAAGAUGGACGGGACGACGGCUGCCUUAAGUGAAGCUGAAUGUAUAUCGCCCCCUGGUGGCUGGCUGUAUUAUAGGUCAGAAACCUGUAAUCACGCUGAUCACGUUUGUUCCAGUGUUCAUGUUAAUUAGUUAUUUGAUGAUGUAACUAGAAUCCCCUCCUGUGGUUGUUUACCUCACAUAUCAAACCUACAAUAAUAUAACAUAGAAUAUAUGACCCACAAUUAUUAUUAUUGUGGGUCAAAUAUUCCAUGUGAUCCAGAAAACAAUGUUCAAAUAUGUCAUGUGAAAAACCAGCAUUGUGAAUCAUGAUAAUCUUUAGGAGGUAUUCAUUUGUAUCUACGCAAACUGAUUUAAUUGUGUGUAUCAUAAAAACACAGAUAAAUAUCA